This is a messenger RNA of Haliotis rubra (blacklip abalone), 303 nucleotides long. Its product is annotated as charged multivesicular body protein 4c-like. The coding region runs from base 1 to 303 and encodes 100 amino acids. Lineage: Eukaryota; Metazoa; Mollusca; Gastropoda; Lepetellida; Haliotidae. The transcript has 3 exons. The record is from RefSeq and is a predicted model, not a curated record. Gene Ontology annotation, biological process: vacuolar transport.
AUGGCCAGGACAGCGGACAAGGUGGCGGACCUGAGAGACGAGGUGUCUGACAGGAUGGAGGAUGUAGAAGAGAUUGGCAACAUCCUGGCACAUCCUCUUGGCGGCGAGGAAUUUGAUGACGAUGAUCUUCUGGCGGAGCUAGAGGAAAUGGACCAGGAUGAUCUCAUACACAAACUGAGCGACAUCCAAUUGCCCUCUGUGCCAACCGAGGAGCUCAAGAGAAAAGGCGACAAGAAGUCCGGGAAAGCGAAAGAGGAAGAGGAGGAAGGAAGAGAAAUGAGGAAGUUGGCUGAAUGGGUGUGA